Messenger RNA from Magnolia sinica, 591 nucleotides. RefSeq lists its product as uncharacterized. The record is from RefSeq and is a predicted model, not a curated record. The coding region runs from base 1 to 591 and encodes 196 amino acids. The transcript has a single exon. Lineage: Eukaryota; Viridiplantae; Streptophyta; Magnoliopsida; Magnoliales; Magnoliaceae.
AUGCAGAUCCAGACAGCAACGGACGCCAUGAUGUGCCAGGGGUUCUUGAUCACGCUUACAGGUUCCGCUCGGAGUUGGUACCGGCAACUCAAACCAAAUUCCAUCAGUUCUUUCGCGGAGUUGAGUCGACUAUUCCUUACCCAAUUCAUAAGUGGUAAGAGAAGUCAGAAGCCCAACACCCAUCUGUUCACUAUCAAACAAGAUCCGAAGGAGUCAUUGAAAGACUCCAACGCCCGUUUUAAUGAGGAAGCACUGUUGAUAGAAGAUUACGAUGACAAAAUGGCGCUCACUGCUGUGUUCAGCGGGUUAAGAGAAGGAAAAUUCACUUUCUCCAUUGGGAAGAACCCGCCGAAGACGCUGGUUGAACUAGUCGCCCGAGCUCAAAAAUACACCAACGCGGAAGAAUUCUCCAAUGCCCGUAAAAAUGUCUUAGUGCCAGAGAUAAAUGAUAAAGGGAAGAGGCCUAAGAAUGGGGAAGCCCAGCCGUCUAAUAAGGGGACCGACGACCGCGCCCCUCGCGAUCGUCGUCCGAAUAGAAGGCCGGAAGAAAAUUUUCGUUCCUAUACCCCCCUUAACACGUCUGCCAAGUAG